UCAAGCUUGGUCGUAUGGCCUGAAGGGGUUAGUCAGUUUUAUUUGCUCUAGGUGAAGCUUCCCCAAUUUGCUGAGUCGGGGUUUGACGGAUUGGGCGGUUGGUUUGACAGGUUGAGUCCCCCCGCUGUAGGUGUUGGUGUGAGCCGGGGCCUCCUUUAGCUGCUGAAUUAGUGUCGGCGGGAGCGGGGGGGAAACGAACAACCAGCACCAGAAGCGGCAGCAUGUCCGAUUAUGGAAAUUACAGUCAACCUGGAGCUCAAGCACAAAGCUAUGGAGCCUAUGGUGCCCAGUCAAACCAAAACUAUGGGCAUGCUUCACAGGGUUAUGGUGGAUAUGAGCAGUCUGGUGGUGCUUCUGGAUAUGGACAAAGCCAAAGUGGGUAUGGUUCAAGUUAUGGACAAGGACAGUCAGGGUUAAAUUCUUCUCAAUCUUCAACAGGCUAUCGACAGAGUGGACACAGCUAUGGAAGUGAGAGCUCCCAUAAUACUUACGGACAGCAACCAUUGUAUGGAAAUUAUGGGCAGCAUUCAGAUUCCCCUAGCAGCUAUGGCUCAAAGUCUGAGACACAAUAUAGUACCCAGCAAAGCCAACCAAGUUACAGCCACUCCACUUCGUAUCAUCCACCUCAUGACAACUACGGCCAACAGACCUCAGGAGAUGACUAUGAGCAAGAUAGACCUAGCAGGAGUAAAUUUGGAGAUGACAACCGGAGCUUUGGCAGAUCACAGGGUAAUGGAGGUAGAGGUCGUGGAGGAUAUGGUCAUGGUGGCUUUGACGGUGAUGGUAGAGGGGGACGUGGUAGAAUGGGUGGUGGUGAUCGUGGUGGCUUCAAUAAUUUUGGUGGCUCAAGAGAUCGUGGGCAAGGACCUAAUCCUGCUUCUGAUGACAACGCUGAUAACAACACCAUUUUUGUCCAGGGUCUUGGAGAUGAUGUGACAACUGAACAAGUUGCUGAUUUCUUUAAACAGAUUGGCGUGAUUAAGAUUAAUAAGAAAACUGGAAAUGCCAUGAUCAACCUUUAUACGGACAAAGUUACAGGCAAACUAAAAGGUGAAGCGACAGUGUCUUUUGAUGACCCACCAUCAGCAAAAGCUGCGAUUGAUUGGUUUGAUGGAAAGGAUUUCCAUGGAAACACAAUAAAAGUUUCCUUUGCAACAAGGCGAUCAGAGUUUGUACGAGGUGGUAGAGGCGGUCGUGGAGGUCAAAUGGGCAGAGGUGGUCGUGCUUUUCAGGGUGGUGGUGGUCCAAGAGGUGAAGAUUGGACUUGCCCAAAUCCGUCAUGUGGUAAUGUCAACUUUGCUUGGAGAAAUGAAUGUAACCAGUGUAAAACUCCUAGAGGUGAUGGUGGUAUGUAUUGUUUGUUUGUUUUUUUUGAAAGCAUGUUUUUAAUCUUUUUUGUCUUGUAUUUCCCAAAGCUUUGAAAGAGGGUUGCAUUAUGUAUUCCUUUUGAUCACCCAGAUGCCUAAAUCCUUCAAUUAGUAAGGGUACUUUUAAAGUAUAGCCACUCUUGCUAUUUGUGGAAACUUGUACUGUAUACUUGAGUAAACUGUUCUUGUGACAUUUUGAUUUGUGUCUCUCUGGGACACUGAUAGUGAUUCUCCUGCUCCUCUCAAUGAUAGUGCCAUCCACUGAUCAGACAAAUGAGAUUUUUGUUUUGAUGUUUUAUCCAAAACCUGGACUCCAAUAGUGUAACAUUCCAACAGUUCUGCAUUGAAGUACCUAUGGUAGUGGUAGCAGUGGUAUGGCGUUUGUACCCACACCCUUUUUUAAUUCACAAGUGAAACUGCUUCCCACUAAGCAUCAGGUGAACUAACUUCUAUGGCUGGAUUUUAUAGAUGACUCUAGAAUUAUUCAAAUCCAAAAUGCCACACUUCACCACUAC
This is a messenger RNA of Rhincodon typus (whale shark), 1882 nucleotides long. Its product is annotated as TATA-binding protein-associated factor 2N-like. The transcript is spliced from 14 exons. NCBI's taxonomy places the organism in Eukaryota, Metazoa, Chordata, Chondrichthyes, Orectolobiformes, Rhincodontidae. Gene Ontology annotation, biological process: regulation of DNA-templated transcription. The record is from RefSeq and is a predicted model, not a curated record. Bases 222 to 1421 code for a protein of 399 amino acids. Gene Ontology annotation, molecular function: RNA binding; transcription coregulator activity. Gene Ontology annotation, cellular component: nucleus.